CAAGGUCGAAAUCGAGGUCAAGGCCGCCCGCGUGGGGGUGGACCCUGGGCACGCCGUUGGCGCGUUCUUCGUCCCUUCCUCUUGCCGCAACACGUCGCCCCUUGAACCUGGCGAUAAAGGCUUCCGAGGUGAUCAUGGAAACAUGCAAGUUACGACAUGAAGGUCGAGGUGGCGUGGAUCGAGGUCGAGGAGGGUUCAAGACUACAAGUGUUUGUUCGGGUGUCAAGACGACAAGUUCUUGCUCGCGCGGCACCGUGGUCGCACCGCUGCCCCCGCCGAGCCAAACAACACGCGUAAUACCUCCCGCCGCGUCCUUUACUCGCAGUGGCAAGCUUCUCGAGUGACGUAACAAUGGCGAGGGGAUCGGAAGGUGGACCACCUCCACCGGGCUCGUGCUCGCCCUCCUCGUCCUCCCCAUGGACGUCGUUUGUUGUGUGUGUCUUGGCUUGCACAGCUCAUCCAGCACACCAAUACCCCUGUCAAGCGACACUCGCAGAGUUACCGGCGCUCUCGGCCUCGUUGCGUGCCCCGCCCGCCCCUCCUCGCCGCCGCUUCCCCUAGCCUCUUGGCGGCGGCCGGCCGGUCUCGACGUCGGUGUCACUCCCUCUCGCUCCCACUCUCAAGCCACUGCACACAACAAGAUUGGCCCACACAGCGAGACAGGUCGACUGGCUCGACCCCGCUCACAGGCAGCGCGGCGAGUCUCGCCCCGUCGCCCCAUGAGAGCGCGCAUAAAGCCUCGACAUCCCCUGCUGUCCGCCGUCCUCCAAUCACUCUUCCCCUCACUCUCUACCGAACAACUCAUCAAGCUCUACCACAAUCAAGCACAAUGGGCAACGGACAGUCUAUCGUCACCACCCCUAGCGACCUUCAGUGCGCUGAGGGCUGUGACCAGCCCAACUGCGGCCACAGCAAGUUUGCGUCCCACGGCUCUCCCGGCCAGCCUGCGACCCAGUCGGUCAACUCGUUUACGACGGCCGCCGGUGUUUACUGCUACAAGCACAGCUACACCAUGGAGAAGGACCGCCUUGGCAUCUACCAUUGCUUCUACUGUGACCUGGAGCACGGCGUCGAGCACGACCCGUCUUCCGACCCACUCUCGGACAUCAGAAGCACUGUCGCCCUUGAGCGUACCAACCUGGCUGCCCCCGCCCCGGCCGCCCUCGGUACUGGCAUCCAGCGCAUGGGUUCGUCAACCAUCGGUCCCACCAUCCCCUCUCUCAAGAAGCCUGCGCCCGUUGCUUCCCUCGCCCGCCAGUCCCAGCUGCCCCAGCUCUCGCGCGCGGAGCAGUUCAAGCUCAUGUCGCGCGACGAGCAGAUGGCCAACCUCGACAUUGGCAACGGCGCGCCCGGCGACGCUCACCACCACUCGGCUGCGUCGGGCAUCCCCCGCCCCACCAAGCGCGGCGGCAAGAAGUAAGACCUGCGUUGAGGAGGACGGCGCCUCGGCCUCUAACCGGAACGAGGCGUCGUUCGAUUGAUGCGCAAAGAAGCGACGCGACAAGGACGUGGCGCUCGAUACCACCUCUCGGCUUUUACCACCCCUUCUCGAACCACCCCUCAUCCAUAUCCCGAGCGACCCCUUGUCUGAAGCUCAUGCCUGUGCCCUCCAAUCCCUUUGCCCCAAGCAGCUCGGCGCGUUUCUGUGCGCCUCGUCCUCCAUGCCACCACCCUCCUCCCCCUCCCUCCCCCUGGCCCUCCCUCCCAUGCCCG
Molecule: messenger RNA, 1713 nt
Organism: Vanrija pseudolonga
Lineage: Eukaryota; Fungi; Basidiomycota; Tremellomycetes; Trichosporonales; Trichosporonaceae
Exons: 4
Coding region: 830-1420 (196 amino acids)
Source: RefSeq, a predicted model, not a curated record